UGGCAGGAAUGGGAAUGUACCGGUUAUCCCCAUGUCGUCACAAACCGUGGCAAACCGGUCAGACUGAAGGUAGAGGACGCGGCAAGGCAGUGGAAGUGGAAGUGGCGGUGGCAGUGGCAGUGGCUGUGAACAAGAGGAAGCAGCAGCACAGCACAAAUGGUACUAUCACUGCUGGUGAUCACUAUAAGCCUAUUGGCUCUGGGGAGAGGCUACCCUGCAGACAAGGACUCUGACACAAGACUAGGAAUAGACCGGCCCAGUACACAGGAACCCCCUCAGGUGUCUGAGUGUGGCCUUGAUCAACUGUUAGGUGAGGUAUUCGGUAGCAGCUCUGGUGGCACUGGGUGUGGAAACUCUCCACCCCCUGAUGUCAAUAACGGAGGAAAUUAUAAUCCUGAUGUCCACAACGGGGGAAACAACCCAGAUCCCAACUACACGCAGCAGCCAGUACCAAACCAGCAAGAACCCUAUAACCCCAACCCCCAGCCAAACCCCUCUGAUUGUACUUGUGUCCAAUACUACCUCUGCAAUGAUAACAACACAAUAAAUGAAGACGGUGUGGGACUCAUUGAUAUCAGGUUAAAAGAUGACGAGUGUGACAACUACCUCGAGAAGUGCUGUGGAGGACAAAACAUCCGACCUCCUGACAACCCAGUGACACCAAAGCCACAUACAAGGCCAGCCGGUGGUACAUGCGGCAACCGAAACUUCGAGGGAAUCGGUUUCCGGAUCACGGGUGACAACGAUAAUGAGGCUCAGUACGGGGAAUUCCCUUGGAUGGUAGCAGUGGUGCGCCCAGACAGAACCCUGAGCAACAGUGGCAAGACUGUCAGUGUCUACCAGUGUGGUGGCUCACUGAUACACCCUCAGGUGGUGCUCUCUGGGGCACAUUGUGUGAGAGGGAAGGAUAACCUGGUGGUACGAGCAGGCGAGUGGGAUACCCAGACCAAGAACGAGUUGUAUCCCACACAAGAUGUGAAGGUGCGAGAAGUGAUUAUUCAUGAACAGUUCAACAAUGGAUCCCUAGCCAACGACCCAGCCCUACUGAUACUGGAGAGGCCGGUGGACAUGUCUGUUGAGAAUGUUGGUCUUAUCUGUCUCCCUGGAGCCAACGAGAACAUGGAUGGUAGAAACUGUGUUGCCAGUGGCUGGGGCAAGGAUUUAUUUGGUAAGGAAGGCAAAUACCAGGUGAUUUUGAAACGAGUAGAUGUUCCGACUGUGCCGAGACUUCCUUGUUUGGAAGCAUUACGGAAGACUCGACUGGGUCAAAGAUUUAAACUGCAUGAGAGCUUCAUCUGUGCAGGUGGUCAACCUGGCAAGGAUACCUGCAAGGGUGAUGGUGGCAGUCCUCUGGUGUGUCCCAGCAGAAACAACCCCAACGUGUACGUGCAGGCUGGAAUCGUAGCUUGGGGCAUUGACUGUGGCACUGAGACUCCAGGUGUCUAUGUUAACGUCCCUUACUUCAUUGACUGGAUUAACAACAAGCUCCAGGCUCAGGGCAUUUACCUUGACUCCUAUUAACUCACCUGCCCUAAUCUUGCAAAAAUAAAUUUUUGACUAUGUGACUUGAAAAAUGCUGUCCCAAUAUGAGUCAGCCAUGCUACUACCAAAACAAACCAAUCCUACCAAUGCUGUAAUUUUAUGAGAGUGACUAAAGGUGUCAUAUUGAGUGAAUAAUGUGAAACUCGAGAAAUAUUUCAAUAAAUUUUAAUUUAUA
Molecule: messenger RNA, 1717 nt
Organism: Homalodisca vitripennis (glassy-winged sharpshooter)
Lineage: Eukaryota; Metazoa; Arthropoda; Insecta; Hemiptera; Cicadellidae
Product: phenoloxidase-activating factor 2-like
Exons: 7
Coding region: 157-1521 (454 amino acids)
Biological process (GO): proteolysis
Molecular function (GO): serine-type endopeptidase activity
Source: RefSeq, a predicted model, not a curated record